Messenger RNA from Erinaceus europaeus (western European hedgehog), 3306 nucleotides. It is a transcript of the gene P2RY2, whose product is annotated as purinergic receptor P2Y2. Gene Ontology annotation, molecular function: G protein-coupled purinergic nucleotide receptor activity; A1 adenosine receptor binding; G protein-coupled UTP receptor activity. The transcript has 3 exons. Gene Ontology annotation, cellular component: plasma membrane. The coding region runs from base 252 to 1391 and encodes 379 amino acids. NCBI's taxonomy places the organism in Eukaryota, Metazoa, Chordata, Mammalia, Eulipotyphla, Erinaceidae. The record is from RefSeq and is a predicted model, not a curated record. Gene Ontology annotation, biological process: phospholipase C-activating G protein-coupled receptor signaling pathway; positive regulation of mucus secretion; blood vessel diameter maintenance.
GGCCGAGGCAGCGGGCGGGACUCGAACACGUGGGUGUGCGGCUGCCGGCCUGCAGGCUAGGGAGCGCCGGGAGGUGCGGGGAGACGGCUGUGGCAGCGCGGGCGAAUGUAGACUACACCUGAGAGGGGGAGAUAGAAGAGAGGGAGAGAGAGGAACACUUCAAUACUGCUCCACCAUCUGUACUGCACCCAUGGUGCCGGCGCUUGAACUGAGGACCUCAGGCUUGAAGAGGCAUACUCUUGGCCAGGGUGAUGGCCCGCAGCCCGGGGCUCUGGAAUGGCACCCCCAACGGCAGCUGGGACGGAGAUGAGCUGGGCUACAGGUGCCGCUUCAAUGAGGACUUCAAGUACGUGCUGCUGCCUGUGUCCUACAGCGUGGUGUGCGCGCUGGGGCUGUGCCUGAAUGCCGUGGAGCUCUACAUCUUCCUGUGCCGCCUCAAGACCUGGAACGCCUCCACCACCUACAUGUUCCACCUGGCCGUGUCAGACGCGCUCUAUGCCGCCUCCCUGCCGCUGCUGGUCUACUACUACGCCAGAGGCGACCACUGGCCCUUCAGCACAGUGCUCUGCAAGCUGGUGCGCUUUCUCUUCUACACCAACCUCUACUGCAGCAUCCUCUUCCUCACCUGCAUCAGCUUGCACCGCUGCCUGGGCGUGUUGCGGCCGCUGCGCUCGCUGCACUGGGGCCAGGCCCACUAUGCGCGCAGGGUGGCGGGCGGCGUGUGGGUGCUGGUGCUGGCCUGCCAGGCCCCCGUGCUCUACUUCGUCACCACCAGCACACGGGGGGAGCGCAUCACCUGCCAUGACACCUCGGCGCCCGAGCUCUUCGCGGACUUUGUGGCCUACAGCUCCGUCAUGAUGAGCCUGCUGUUUGCCUUGCCCUUCGCCGUCAUCCUGGCUUGCUACGUGCUCAUGGCACGGCGCCUGCUCAAGCCGGCCUAUGGGACGGCGGGCGGCCUGCCCCGCGCCAAGCGCAAGUCGGUGCGCACCAUUGCCGUGGUCCUGGCUGUCUUCACCCUCUGCUUCCUGCCCUUCCACGUCACCCGCACCCUCUACUACUCCUUCCGCUCACUGGACCUCAGUUGCCACACACUGAAUGCCAUCAAUAUGGCCUACAAGAUCACCCGGCCGCUGGCCAGUGCCAACAGCUGUCUGGACCCCAUACUCUACUUCCUGGCUGGCCAGAGGCUCGUGCGCUUUGCCAGGGACACUAAGCUCUCCCCGGAUGUCACUGUCACCCCCCAGGACCACCACAAGCUGGACCUGCACCACAAGUCCAACCAAACAAACAGCAAGAAGGGGAGGGACAUCGUGGCCAACAGUAAGGACACUAAAGGGACCAGGUCCACAUCAUGCAGUGACCUUCAGAACACUGAUGACAUUCGGCUGUAGAGCCGAGACAUCCCCACCCUGAGCCCAUGCCACUGUGUGUGGAAACUCUAGGGGCUAGGACUUGCUUACAGGGGACUGUCACCUCAGUGACUUGGUCCCAGUGAUCCAGGGUGGCACUUCAACACUCUUGUCACUCAGCAAAUGCUCUUGGGUCCCUCCCUAUAUGUGAGCCGGGUGAUAGGUUCAAGGACAAGUGCUUGACGCUAGUGCUAGCCUAUGCCUGACUUCUGCAUAGCUAACCUGGCCUGCUGAGGUGCCUAGGUUGGAAUCAGGCCUAACCAGUCACAUAGAGAGGACAGGCCCCCAGAGGACAGUGACUGAGGAAUUACCAAGGUCACCUGACUUAAACACUCCAGAGCAGGGGAUUUGUUGCAAGCUGGCCAGAGGGCCCCUGAGGAGCAGGAACUGAGUCCAGGGUUCCUCUGGGAGUCAGGCAGGCUUGGGUCCCACAGUGAACUCCACUCUGUAGUGGCCUCCCCAGCCCAAGCCCUGGGGGGCUGGCAACAUGAACCCCUCUGGGAGCUCCCUGGGCUGGGAGUCAGUUUGAGGCUGUAACUUGCACAAAAUCUGUUGUGAUGGACAAGCUGUACCCUCUUGUGUGCUUGGAGAUCAGAGACACAUGCCGGGAGGUUCAGGGUGCUUGCUCUGCCUGCUGUCUUCUGCCAGCUGCCUUCAUGGUGGGGAUCCCACUGGGGAUCUUCCAUCCAGGUCCCAAGUUACCCCGCACUUUAAAGCAAACUUGUUUCUGUGUCUAGUUCUGCUAGUCCUUGAUUGGAGUAGGUAAGACCUCAGUCCUUGGGAUCUACCCAUUUAAGACAUAAUGGUGAUAGCAGUCAUGUGUGAUGAAUGUUGAACCAUUAAACUAGAACUAGGGAGCUACCCCAGUAGUUUACACAAUAGACUUGCCUGCCAAAGGCUCAGAGGUCCUGGGUUCAGUUCCUAGCACCACAAAAAGCCACAGCUGAGCAGUGUGCUCUGGUCCAUUUUUUCCUUUUUUUCAAUUGAAAUCCUAGGGAGUGGGGGUAGAUGGAAAUUAUUUGCAGCCUUGCCAAUUGUCAUGAUGCAGAUAGUCCUGACCAUAGUGUCACACCACCAGGGUGGUGUCCUCUUCCUUGCAACAGCAAUGAAGGUUCACAGUUGACCCUUGCAAGCUGGGCACCCCAUGUGGGGCAGCAUCAGGAGGCUCACCUGGAGCGGGGGGACUCUGAGCUGUAGUUUCUGAGGAAAGCAGAUCAGGGAGAAGAAUGCAAGGUGUAGUGCGCAUCCUGGGCAGGGAUGUGGGGGCAGGAGAGUUGGGUGUACAGGGGUAGGAGGGGAUGAUGUGGGUACCCAGGGUCCAGGCAACAGUAAGGCUAGGGCUCCACCACAGGGAGCCUGUCCUGCCCUGACCAUGAGGUGGCCUUUGUACUGGGCUUCAUGGGAGACUCAUUCCUCAGCCCAUUCAGUUCUCUGCACCCUGCCAAAAUCCAGCUGCAGUGGCUGGUUCAUCUGGGUACAUAGGUGGGUGUCACCAGUUCUAGGCCCUCUGAGCUGAUUUGUGGAGCUCAGCAGGACAGGGCCAGCCCUGGGCAGGAGCAGAGCAAAGCCAGCUGGUCUUGCUCAGCCUCAGGGAUAAAGACUACCCUCUGCCUCUGCCUCUAGGAGAACCUUGCCCUGCCUAUCUGGCCCACUCUGAAGACUUUUUCCUUGCCCUGCCUCCACCUGCUUCUCCGCUUCUUCAGCCUUCAAAGUGGGUUGGUCUUUAUUUGGAGCCUAACUCCACAGCUCUGUCGGGUGACAGGGACCUGUCACAAGCCAUGAUCCAAAGGGCUACUCCAGAUGGAGCAAUGUGAGCCCUCUGCCCAGAUGUGAUGCUCACUCCCCACACUCUACUCUAAAUCCUGUAUUUCUGUUCAUGUAACUGGAGUCCCCCUGA